GCAGGAGAAAGCGAGCGCCGUGUGCCCAGGACUAUCAUGCUACCCCAUCGCACCACUCCGCUGUGCCAUGUGUUUAUGUUGGUGCUGUGUUUGUCUACGGCUGAGGACUUCGACUGGACAAAGAACGACCGCGGCUCCUUCUAUUAUGGCACUUUUCCAGUUGGAUUUUCGUGGGGUGCCGGCAGUUCAGCCUAUCAAACAGAAGGAGCCUGGGACAAAGAUGGAAAAGGACUGAGCAUCUGGGAUGUAUUCUCACACAACAAAGGCAAAGUGUUACUCAACGACACCGGGGAUUCUUCCUGCGAGGGCUACUACAAAGUCAAGGAUGACAUCUCCUUGAUUAAAGAGCUGAAGCUGAACCACUACCGCUUCUCCAUCUCCUGGCCCAGACUCAUUCCCACUGGGAUCAAGUCUGACCAUGUGAAUGAAAAAGGAAUCAAGUAUUACGAUGACCUGAUUGACAAUCUUCUGGAGAACAAGAUCACUCCCAUCGUCACCCUUUAUCACUGGGAUCUCCCCCAGGUCUUGCAAGAGAAAUAUGGCGGGUGGCAGAAUAUCAGCAUGGUCAAUCACUUCAACGAGUUUGCCAAUCUGUGCUUUGAAAGAUUUGGCAACCGUGUGAAAUACUGGAUCACUUUCAAUAACCCAUGGUCAGUGGCGGUUGAAGGCUAUGAGACUGGAGAACAUGCUCCCGGGCUGAAGCUGAAGGGAACAGGGGCAUACCGGGCUGCUCAUCACAUCAUUAAGGCACAUGCUAAGGUGUGGCAUACCUAUGACAUGCAGUGGAGGGGCAAACAAAAAGGUUUGGUGGGCAUCUCCCUGUCAGGGGACUGGGGAGAGCCAGUGGAUAUCACCAACCAGAAGGACAUAGAGGCCGCUGAGAGGUAUGUCCAGUUCUACAUGGGCUGGUUUGCCACACCCAUCUUCCACGGAGACUACCCUCAAGUGAUGAAAGACUUCAUUGGCAAGAAGAGUGCCCAGCAAGGCAUGGGGAAUUCUCGACUGCCCACCUUCUCCUCACAGGAGAAGACCUACAUCAAGGGCACAUGUGACUUCCUGGGUAUCGGCCACUUCACCACCCGUUACAUCACUCUAAAGAACUACCCGUCUGUUCGCGGUGGCAGCAGCUACUUCACCGACCGGGACCUGGCUGAGCUGGUGGACCCCCGCUGGCCAGACCCGGGCUCAGAGUGGCUCUACUCCGUGCCAUGGGGGUUCCGGCGUCUGCUCAACUUCGUCAAGACUCAGUACGGGAACCCGAUGAUCUACGUGACUGAGAACGGAGUUUCGGAGAAGAUGCAUUGCACUGAACUCUGCGAUGACUGGAGGAUACAGUAUUUCAAGGACUACAUUAACGAGAUGCUUAAAGCCAUCAGAGACGGGGUGAAUGUGCGUGGCUACACAGCCUGGUCCCUGCUGGAUAAGUUUGAAUGGGACGAGGGUUACUCCGAGAGGUUCGGCCUAUACUACGUGGACUUCAGGAACAAGAACAAGCCACGCUAUCCCAAGGCCUCCGUUCAGUACUACAAACGUAUCAUCAGCUCCAACGGAUUCCCCAAUCAGAGAGAGGUUGAGAACUGGAAGAGGAAGGCCACCGAGACCUGCUCCUCCAGCAACCAGCUCCUAGCAGCAGAGGAACAGCGGAGUACUGCUGCAAAUAUUCUAAGACUUAUACAUGAUCCCCUGACCAGCCACAUGGAGAUGGUGACGGAGAUCGUUGUGCCUACUGUGUGUACCCUGUGUAUCUUGCUCAGCGCCGUUUUUCUAAUGUUCCUGCUGCGCAGACGGAACUAGUAGAUUCAACCCUUUAAGUGUGUCCAAAUGUUUACAACCUCAAACAGACACACUCAAAAUUCACGAGUUAAUUUAAGUUUGAUGUGAAGUAAAUGAAGGCAUUUGCAUGAGAUCGUGAUUUAGAUUCUUGUACUUGCUGUAGUUGUAGUGGCAAUGAUCAUUCAAAAAGUCAAUCUUAGCAUUUUAAAUUGAGACACGUACAUUUGUGUGGUUCAUAGAAAGAAUAUGACAAAUAAAUCCC
Molecule: messenger RNA, 2035 nt
Organism: Osmerus eperlanus (European smelt)
Lineage: Eukaryota; Metazoa; Chordata; Actinopteri; Osmeriformes; Osmeridae
Gene: lctlb
Product: lactase-like b
Exons: 14
Coding region: 37-1794 (585 amino acids)
Biological process (GO): carbohydrate metabolic process
Molecular function (GO): beta-glucosidase activity
Source: RefSeq, a predicted model, not a curated record